AUGUCUCACUCUUGGCUUCAGAGGAAGCGCAAAGCUGACUUGAUCGACCUUGCGCAGAAGGCUAGACUUCCCGAUGCAGAUGGCCUUUUGAAAGACGAUCUCGUGGACCUGCUUGAGAGCCAUCUCAACUCCAAUGAGAGCACCUUUGCCAAACUCCCCGAGUUUAGCGACUACUACGGGCGCAAUGGGUCGCCAGUAAAGCGCGAAAAGUCUUCGCCGGAACCCUUCAUCACGAAGACGACGCGCCGCCGAACUCUUAACAAAGACCCCUCACCAGAGUCCACCCCCAUCAUUACACCAGAAAUCCGCAGCGUUGUCGCGCGUACACCCAAGCCGAGAUCCGUCUCUCGACGUGUUUCCGAGAUGGUCGCUGAAGCCGAACCUAAGGCCAUGUCCCGUCGCGUUUCCGAGGUGGUUGCUCAAGCCGAACCCAAGGCCGUCUCUCGUCGCGUUUCCGAGCUGUACAAUCAAGUGGACAUUCCCGCAUCGCCUGCCCAACUCGCUGAGGUCGCCGACCAGUCUUUCCAAGUAGUCCAGACAAAGGCUGUCGAGCUGUGGGACAGGACCAGGAUCGAUGAGCUGAAGGAGUUCGUUCGCGAAAACGCAAGCUCGGUCGCUACCAUCCAAACUAUCAUCCUGCUUGUCGAAGCUGUAGGACUACAGUACAACACGCUCGACACCACUCCGUUAUUCGCUACGCCCGCCGCCUUGGGCUCAUACACGAGCAGCCAAGACGUUCGAGGACCAAACUUCUGGGCGCUGCUCUCAGCUGAGUGGUGGGCACCAGCUACCCUCUGGUCGCUGACGAGCUGGGUGCUACCACUGAUGUUCUCAUACUUCUUCAACUUGACCCUUCGAUCAAACACCUCGCGCAAGUCUUCCGAGCGCCAAUACCCCGCUGACCCGCUCAUCUUCAACAUUGCGCGGGCAGUCCUGUCGUACAAUGCCUACCGGGAAACUGUCAACAUGGCAUUUGCGCCAAGUGCGUGGGGUCCCUUCUCCGAGUACGCGGUUGCGCGCGUAGGAAACAAUGUCCCGGGAGGAUACUACGGGCUGCAAAUUGGCUCGCUGGUUGGCAUACUUGUCAGCCUUUACGACGCCGCAUUGAAGAAGUAG
This is a messenger RNA of Alternaria incomplexa, 1116 nucleotides long. RefSeq lists its product as uncharacterized. Gene Ontology annotation, cellular component: membrane. NCBI's taxonomy places the organism in Eukaryota, Fungi, Ascomycota, Dothideomycetes, Pleosporales, Pleosporaceae. The record is from RefSeq and is a predicted model, not a curated record. The transcript has 3 exons. Bases 1 to 1116 code for a protein of 371 amino acids.